This is a messenger RNA of Closterium sp. Naga37s-1, 771 nucleotides long. The record is from the annotation of a GenBank genome assembly. Lineage: Eukaryota; Viridiplantae; Streptophyta; Zygnematophyceae; Desmidiales; Closteriaceae.
GUGACGGACACGCUCAUUCUGAACCCGUCGGGGCAGCUGGUGGGGGUGAUCGGCGUGUCGGCGGACAUCAGCGACAUCAAGCGCAAGGAGGGCGAGAUCCGCGCGCUCAACGCAGCGCUGGAGGAGCACAUCGUGGAGCGCACGGAGCAGCUGCAGCGCAACAACAGGUGCUGCGGCGAGAAAUGGAGGCGCUCCUGUCUGCGGGGAGCACAUGCAGCGAUGCAUCAAGGACUUGGAGCAAUCGAGCAGCCGCAUAUGACAGCAGUCGUUGGUGCUGGAGCGGAUGGUGGCGGAGCUGCGCGAUGCGCGCUCGGAGGCGGAGUCCGCCAACCGCCUCAAGUCACGGUUCCUGGCGUCCAUGAGCCACGAGAACCGUACUCUCAUGAACAGCGUGCUCGGAGCAGCACGGCUUCGUGGAGAUCUGACACGCGGCAGCUGACACGCGCUGCUGGCCAUCUGGAUCUGAGCAAGAACGAGGCGGGCGAGCUGGAGAUAGGCACAGCGAAUCCGGCGUCACUGCGUGCGUCGAGGACAGCGUCAUCCUGCUCGCGCUGCCCCCCUUACCUGGAGUGUAGGUGGCGGCUCUGCCCCGCCCAGUGCGCCAGAUCACCCUCAACCGCCUCCUCGCCUUCUCCUGCCAACCUUGCCUCCUCCGGAUAUUGCUCACGUAUGUGCCAUGGGUUGGGAUGGCAUGGGUGGCGUGGGGUGGCAUGGGAUGUCAUGUGCGCGCAUGUGGUGGCAUGUGGUGGCAUGAUGGGGCACGGAACAUGA